ACGAAGGUAGAAUUCCAAAACGCGUAUAAAUCUUAAUUUUUUCUUGUCGUGAUUACACAUUACAAACACCAGAAAUCUCCUAAUAUAUCUUUUUUUCUCCCAUUAAUUAAUUCCCCUGAUUGUCUCUGAGAUCUCGUAUUGUGUCUGAAUCGGGACCAGAUCUGUGUGUGGGUCGAAACCAGAAGAGGAUGAUAGAGAAUUGCAUAGGAACGCAUCGGUUUCGGAGAUUACAGAGAGUCUGGCGUCAAGGAAAGGUGACGCUUCUCUGCCUCGUUCUCACCGUCGUCGUCUUACGUGGCACAAUCGGAGCCGGUAAGUUCGGCACGCCGGAGCAAGACAUCGAGGAGAUCCGGGAGCAUUUCUUCUACACGCGCAAACGCGCCGAGCCCCACCGUGUCCUCGUGGAGGUCUCAACCAAAACGACGUCGUCCUCUGAAGACGGAGACGGGAAUGGCAACAACUACGAGAGCUUCGACAUCAACAAGAUAUUCGUUGACGAAGGAGAUGAAGAGAAAUCUGAAGAAGACCGGAGUAAACCGUAUUCCCUGGGGCCCAAGAUCUCCAAUUGGGAUGAGCAGAGGAAUGAUUGGCUCAAGCAAAACCCGAGUUUCCCAAAUUUCGUGGCGCCAAACAAGCCUAGGGUUCUUCUUGUCACAGGUUCAGCUCCAAAGCCGUGCGAGAAUCCAGUGGGUGACCACUACCUCUUGAAAUCGAUAAAGAACAAAAUCGAUUACUGUCGAACACACGGAAUCGAGAUCUUCUACAACAUGGCGUUGCUGGAUGCUGAGAUGGCUGGGUUCUGGGCUAAGCUUCCGUUGAUCCGGAGAUUGCUCUUGUCUCAUCCUGAGAUCGAGUUUCUAUGGUGGAUGGACAGUGAUGCGAUGUUUACGGACAUGGUGUUCGAGCUCCCAUGGGAGAGAUACAAGGAUUACAACCUCGUGAUGCACGGUUGGAACGAGAUGGUUUACGACCAGAAGAACUGGAUUGGUCUCAACACGGGGAGUUUCUUGCUCAGGAACUCCCAGUGGGCGCUUGAUCUCCUCGACGCUUGGGCUCCGAUGGGCCCUAAAGGGAAGAUCCGUGAAGAAGCGGGUAAAAUCUUGACCCGGGAACUUAAAGACCGACCCGCGUUCGAAGCCGACGAUCAAUCGGCGAUGGUUUACCUCCUGGCGACGGAGAGAGAGAAAUGGGGAGGCAAAGUUUAUCUGGAGAGUGGUUAUUACUUGCACGGUUACUGGGGGAUUUUGGUGGACCGGUACGAGGAGAUGAUCGAGAACCAUAAACCGGGUUUCGGAGACCAUCGGUGGCCACUGGUCACGCAUUUCGUCGGAUGCAAACCGUGCGGGAAAUUCGGCGAUUAUCCGGUGGAAAGGUGUCUCCGGCAGAUGGAUAGAGCUUUUAAUUUCGGCGACAAUCAGAUCCUUCAGAUGUACGGCUUCACGCACAAAUCGCUUGGGAGCCGGCGCGUUAAACCCACGCGCAACCAGACGGACCGGCCCCUCGAUGCCGAGGACGAGUUUGGGCUGCUUCAUCCGCCGUUUAAAGCGGUGAAGAAGCUCACCACAACGACGACGACGACGACGACGACGACGUGAGGGAGGUAGAAUAUUGUUUCAUUUUUUUUUAACUUUAGGGACACACAUUAUGUUUCAUUCCUUUUUUUUCUUAUUUGUUUGUAGUUUCCUUGAUUAAGUUGUACUAUGAUUUUGAUCUCCCAUUGAUGGUGGAGUCGUGUAUGGAGGAGUAUUUAAUGAUUUGUCCUGAUCAGUUUAUUGUAGACGUAAUCUCAUAAUCGGCUUUGAAAUUAUUUUCUUGUAGAGACAUAAACGUUCAUGAUUUCUGGUUCAGCCAACGCUUUUGUUUAUUUACAUAUGUUCCUUGUAAUUUUAGAAUAUUAAAUAAAUGCUCAAAAGUUCCCGUGACUUUUGGGUUA
This is a messenger RNA of Eutrema salsugineum, 1933 nucleotides long. Its product is annotated as xyloglucan 6-xylosyltransferase 1. Gene Ontology annotation, biological process: xyloglucan biosynthetic process. Lineage: Eukaryota; Viridiplantae; Streptophyta; Magnoliopsida; Brassicales; Brassicaceae. The transcript has a single exon. Bases 189 to 1595 code for a protein of 468 amino acids. Gene Ontology annotation, molecular function: hexosyltransferase activity; xyloglucan 6-xylosyltransferase activity; UDP-xylosyltransferase activity. The record is from RefSeq and is a predicted model, not a curated record. Gene Ontology annotation, cellular component: trans-Golgi network; membrane; endosome.